AUGUCAUUCCCAUCGUCUAUUAAAGUCACUUCUUUGCCUGUGACAAAUAUAAUAGAUGUUACCACAAAUGAGAAAGGUGAUCAAACGGCCAUAGGUGUGGAAGGCAGACUUCUAAAUACUCUGGCAGCAGCUCUAAAUUUCAGCUACGAGUUUCUGAUUCCUUCUGAUUUUAAGCUUGGCCUUCCUGAUGAAAAUGGUAAUUGGUCAGGACUCAUGGGACUGCUGCAGAGGGGUGAAGCUGAUAUUGGAGUAGGGGGAUUAGGUAUGUUAAAUGACAGACUGCAAGUUGUAGAUUUCAGCCAAAGCUAUAUGAUUCAAAGGAUAGUGUUCCUUCUUGAGAAACCUGGAUCUCUGCCAGCAUCAUCUCAGAUCAAAUUAUUCCUCCAAUUUUUCGGAAGUGUGUUGCGCCAGUCAUUGGAUUUGAAAAGACGGUCAUUAACAUCCAGAUUUCUGGUUGCAUCUUGGUUGAUAUUUGGUUUUAUAAUUUCAUCUAGUUAUUCUGCCUGUUUGCUAUCAUAUCUGUCUUUGCCAUUACAAGGUAAACCAAUUACUACAUUUGUUGAUCUUGCUCAAGCAGUGAAAGCGGGGACCCAUAGAUGUCUUAUGCUGAAUGGUGCCCCGUCAGUCCUAUUCCUCACCAAUGCUGAAAAUGAAGAUUUGAAGUAUCUUGGGAACAGAAUAAUGAAAGAUAGAUGGUAUUACGAGGCUUACGAAAUCAUGGAUCCUGAAAUAGUAGCUAGUAGAACAGCUGUAGUGAAUACUGAAUUUAAUCUGCAACUACUGUUAGGAAAGUUGCCUCCAAAUGCCUAUCUCUUAUCGGAAGAUGCACUAAUUUCAUUUAAAUUCGGAUUUGCCCUUAGAAAAGGUUUCUGUUGUGGGAAAAGAUUGAAUACUAUGUUAUCUUGGGUUCUAUCUGCAGGAUUAAUUCAGAAAUAUCAAAGCGAUGAAUGGUGGAAAAUACGUAUAACUGCGAGUAAAAAAUUUCCUGUAAAGACAUCUGAUGUCCAACAGUUGCAACUGAAAGAUUUGAUUGGCGUUUUCUUAAUUUUAGUUGUUGGCCAUUUUCUUUCAUUUGUAGCUCUUUUAGCUGAAAUUAUGCAUUUCCAAAUAAGAAAGUAA
This is a messenger RNA of Argiope bruennichi, 1119 nucleotides long. Its product is annotated as ionotropic receptor 25a-like. Gene Ontology annotation, cellular component: membrane. The coding region runs from base 1 to 1119 and encodes 372 amino acids. NCBI's taxonomy places the organism in Eukaryota, Metazoa, Arthropoda, Arachnida, Araneae, Araneidae. The record is from RefSeq and is a predicted model, not a curated record. Gene Ontology annotation, molecular function: glutamate-gated receptor activity. The transcript is spliced from 2 exons.